CGAUGCAAGCAGGAGCCACUGGUGCCCCGCAAAGUGCAUAACGCCGAAACGAAAGGAAGGCAGGAAGGAAGGAAGGUUUGAGCCCGGGACGAGGACGAGGACUCGACGAGCUCCUUCCUCGACGACGAGCCCAGGAGUCACGCAGUCACUCAUCCUGCGCGCGAUCAGCUCGCGAUUUCCAACGAAAAAAAGUAACGUGCCUUGAUUCCCGACAAGCUGCGAACCUCCGCUUCCAUCAUCGGUGAGCACGACGGACGAUGACGUGAAACCACGAGGCGCUCGAAUCAUCCCUGAAAGCCUGUCGUGCUUUCCCGAUGCUAUCUUCAACAACAUCCGAAUGCGUCAACCUCGUCGAUGAUCGCACAAAGACCUAAACACUCGACCUCGGAUACGGGAGAAAGCGUCUCAGGGGAUGAUAUUUGUUGAUCGUCGACGGGAAUAACGCAUUUCAUCAACACCCUGAAGAAUCCGAAGACGGGAAAAUACCAUCGAUGAUACCGGACGGAAUAUGCGAGGACAAGUGGUUCGCGGUGUGGACGUCCUUGGCAGUGUGGUGAUCGAUCGAGGAUAUCAGUGAUCGACGAAAUUGACGUGACGGCAGUUGUCAACGAGGGAGGAGCAUCGCGACACGGAUAGAGGAACGGCGGCGGUGGCGAGUUUUGUCGCGAGUGCUAAAGUAUCUUAUCGCGUGCGAGGCUGCUGCUCGGUGACAAGAUAUCGACCGUAGCCGCCGAAUUAAUCGUCGAAGGUCGCGAGCACCGUCUCGCUCCCUCAUCGGAUUCUUCGGCGAUUCGAUGCCCUUCGAUCGAUGAUCCUCGUAAAGGACGAGCCGCUGACCGAUCAUGAUCGGAUAUGGAUCCUCGAGGGAUACCGAUCGCACGAGAUCACGAGCGCCUUCGUUGAAGAGCUUCAUCAUUCGCCCGAAUCGGAACCGAGCUAUCCCGAACUACCCGUGAUGACACAAAUCAAACGAUUCUAAUAACGAGUUUUGUUGAAACGUUUCACAUUUGCCACAGUCGUCAUAACUAACCUGGCGAUAAAUACCAACUUGUAAAGAAGCUUGUUGAAGAAAAGAAUGGGGAAAAAACGAAACUGUUCUCUCUCACGUAUCUCCAUCUUCAAAUAUUUCUCUCGUCGAAACUCGCAAUAAAAAUCAGUCGCUAUUCUACAUAACGCGCUUCGUUGACGCGACUUUAUAAGAGCCGCAAUCGUUAAAAUCGAUCGUUACAGUUGUUGUAUCGUUAAAGAAACCGAUUUCUGCGUGGGAAUAUAAAAUUGUUAUAUAUAUGAAUAAUCAAUCGUUCUCUCGAGGUAAACUAUUGUUAAAGUUUUUCAGCGAUAGUGUGUUUGCACUUCUUCAUCUCUCCAGUCGGUCGUACAGAUCGAACUCGCGCCGGGUCUAAGAACUUCGACCGCUACGCUCCCUCGCUGUUUCGAGGCUGCGCGUGAAGGAAACGCGUGGUUGAAUCGAAGCGACCCUCUCCGAACGAGACCCACUGACCUAUCGACUCGACAGGCUGCCAUUCGAGGCCGCCCCAACUACCCCUGUUUCAUACUUUCCUCCGUAAUGUUUGUUGUCGUUCGUCUCCCUUCUUGAACCGAGUCUCGAUUUCACCUGUCUUUGGAUGCACAAAAAAGUCACUUUAUUAAUGAGGAUGGAAAUGACGAUUUUCACUAGUGUACAGUGUUACUGAACAAUCUUCCGGAAACAGUCUUUCUUAACCUUCGCAUUCUGUCCCUAUCCUUUAAAGUUGAUCAAUUGAUUCGAUCUCAAAGAUGAAAAAUCAAAACAAAUGUUUGAUCGCAUUUGCCGAAGAAUCGAUCGAAGACGUAUAUAUCGAGAUCGAAAUUCUCUCCGACAUUGGCGCGUUGCAUCGACAUAUUGUAAAAGCGUGAUGCACCGAUACGAGCCAUCGAUGACAAUCUAAAUGAACACAAAAAAUAGAAGAUCAUUGCUAGCAUAAAUAUCAAUCAAACACGAGUGACAACGAAAAAUUAAGAAGCGGCACGAAAUAUCGGGCGCUUUAAAUAAAAAGGAUCUUCCUUGAAAUGUUCAAACAAGUUACAAAGAGAUGAAUCUAACAAUUGCAAAGAGAUGUAAAUAAAUCGACACUAAUCUGCAAUAAAUAUGCGAGUAUCUAUAUAUGGACAGAAAUAUAUAAUGGGAUAGAAGCUCAAAGCACUUGGUAUUUCUCGAGCAAUAUCGAAAGCGACUGACUAUUUAAACAGUUCAUUCAUUUUCAUCCUGUCGCUGGCCUUGACGCAACAACCACGACGCUGUCUUCAACAAUUAUCAUACGUAGAGAUGCCAUAAUUCGUAUUUUUGCUGAAAGCAAACACAUUCGCGCGAAAAAAUGGCUGAAAGCGCUGCAAGUCCGGGCACUGCACACGUCGCUGCGAACAGUCCGCAGCAGCAGCAGCAAACACAGCAGCAACAAACACAGCAACCACAACAACAACAACCGCAACAACAACAACAACAACAACAACAAACGCAACAACCUCCGGAUAUAAGCAGUUCGCAGCUAACAUCCCCGCCAAUUACGGGAACAGCCCAGAUCGAGAUAAUCCCGUGCAAGGUGUGCGGGGACAAGAGCAGCGGUGUGCAUUACGGCGUGAUCACCUGCGAGGGCUGCAAGGGCUUCUUCAGGCGGUCGCAGUCGUCGGUUGUCAACUAUCAAUGUCCGCGAAACAAGAAUUGUGUGGUCGACCGUGUAAACAGAAACCGGUGCCAGUACUGUCGGUUGCAAAAGUGCCUACGCCUCGGCAUGUCAAGAGAUGCCGUUAAAUUUGGGCGCAUGUCGAAAAAACAACGGGAGAAGGUCGAAGAUGAAGUUAGAUUCCACAGGGCACAAAUGAGGGCGGCCUCGGAGACGGCGCCUGACAGCAGCGUGUUCGAGCAUCAGACACCAAGCAGUUCGGAUCAACACCAUCCCUAUAAUGGCGGGUACACCUACGGCGGUAGCGAAUACACGUCGUCAGGUCCCGGCACCGGCGGUUACACGAAUUACAAUCACCAGGCGAUGACGAAUUACGAGCUUAGCGCUGAUUACGUCGACAGCACGACGACCUACGAUCCCAGGCCGACGCAGACACAGGUCGCGGAUACCGUCGCGCCCGACACACCCUCAGCCGUCACAGCGACAGGGGUGCUUCCCAGCGUAGUCACUACCGGGAAGUCUCUGUCCGCCUCGACGACCGGGAACGGCGCGGGAGGCGGCGGUACCGGCAGUGGCGGCGGCGGAGGCGGCGGAGGCGGCGGCGGUAAUGGUGGUGGUGGUAACGGUGGUGGCGGUACUGGUAGCGGUAGUAAUAGUGGUAACGGUGGUUCCGCCGCGGCCACCGGCGGGGCUGCCGGGGGUGGAGGAGGCGGGGGCGGCGGCGGCGGCGGCGGCAGCGGCUCCCUAAGCGGCGGCGGAAUCGUCGCCGUGAAGCAGGAGACCACCGUCGAGCUCGCCGGCCUGGGCCACGGCUCGUACACGAUGGUCGACUCGACGACCUUCCUGAGCAACCAGCAGCAAAGGGUCAGCAACCCGUCUGAGGACGACGAAGUGCCGAGUCUGCCCAGUAUGUCCUAUGCGAUGAGAUAUCCGGCACAGAUCAGCGAGCUUCUCUCGAAAACGAUAGCAGACGCGCACGCAAGGACAUGCCUGGUGUCUACGGAACAGAUCCAGGAGUCCUUCCGGAAGCCCACCGGAGACCUCCCCAGAAUAAUGUACUAUAAAAAUAUGGCGCACGAGCAGCUCUGGUUGGAGUGUGCUCAAAAAUUGACCACCGUUAUCCAGCAGAUCAUCGAGUUCGCCAAAAUGGUCCCUGGAUUCAUGAAGCUCUCGCAAGAUGACCAGAUUGUUUUACUAAAAGCCGGUUCCUUCGAGUUGGCUGUGCUACGAAUGAGCAGGUACCUCGAUAUCCAGCAAAACCGCGUCCUAUACGGCGAUACCUUGCUGCCGCAGGAGGCAUUUUAUACGCAGGAUACGGCGGAAAUGAAGCUUGUUUCCUGCGUAUUCGAGCUGGCCAGAAGUAUCGCCGAACUGAAGCUCACCGAAACCGAGUUGGCACUCUAUAGCGCGGCUGUUCUACUUAGCCCUGAUCGACCGGGACUAAAGUGCCUGGGGGACAUCAAUAGGCUGUCACAGGCGGUGAUCAGAGCGUUGAGGUCAGAACUUGAUCGGAAUCACAUGACGCCGAUCAAGGGCGAUGUGACCGUGUGCGACGCGAUCCUCGCCAAGAUACCGCAGCUACGGGAGAUCUCGCUACUGCACAUGGACGCGCUGGCUAAAUUCAAGCGGUCGCAGCCGCACCUCGAGUUUCCGGCCCUCCACAAGGAGCUCUUCAGCGUCGACAGCUGAACGAGCGACGCGGCGCGGAGUGUCAUCCCGGCGCUGCCGAGCGGACAGGAGCGCGAGUAGCGUCGCGGAUCUUGCUCGGUCAAGGUGAGUCCGACCAUCCUGGAAGAGAAAUUACCGACGAUCUCGUGGCCCGGGGGAACCGGAAGUGACGACGCUUCCUAGGAAGAAUCCGCGAGCCGGCUUGGAUGAGAACGAUCUCGAUAAUAAAGGGCGUGGUGGCACGAAUAUGUCGUUGACAGAUCGAUCGAUCGAUCGUCUCGUCAUUUAAGCGAUCUAAUGGGGGUUAUUGCCUCGUGUCGAGAAUAACAACGCGAAUUAUGGCAGUCGCUUACGUUACGUUAGCUUGUUCGACUCUCCGAGUCCGAGGAUUCGGAGAUCUGUGCUUUUAAGACACAAGUACUUUUAAGACAAUUUAUUGAGAGCGGGUACUCGGAAAGGCGAGAAACAAUGUCGGCUAAUGCUUAUCUGUAUUUUAGAAUUUAGGAAUGGGUUCGUAUAGUCACGUUUCACAUUUAAUGCUAAAUGUGGUUUUAAAGUCCACGAUUACAAAUAAAUGCAAUCAUUCUCGCAUUAAGUAAAUUCUAACAUUAGAUAAAUAAAACUUGGAUGAUUAUAUAUUUAGCAUCAAGUUUAUUAAAUAUAAAUUUAAAUUGUAGUUUCUCUUUCUAGAACGGUUAUCCAAAAUUAUCAUUCAAAAUAA
Nylanderia fulva is the source of this 5049-nucleotide messenger RNA. The record is from RefSeq and is a predicted model, not a curated record. Lineage: Eukaryota; Metazoa; Arthropoda; Insecta; Hymenoptera; Formicidae.